Aspergillus affinis is the source of this 1242-nucleotide messenger RNA. Its product is annotated as kinase-like domain-containing protein. Lineage: Eukaryota; Fungi; Ascomycota; Eurotiomycetes; Eurotiales; Aspergillaceae. The coding region runs from base 1 to 1242 and encodes 413 amino acids. The transcript is spliced from 4 exons. The record is from RefSeq and is a predicted model, not a curated record. Gene Ontology annotation, cellular component: mitochondrion.
AUGAUUGUACUUUAUGGAACUACCUGGCAAGGGGUCGUCAUGCUGCGGCCUGUUAUUUAUCACCAAAUCCCGUCGUCCAGAUUGAUACCGAGUCUGAGAGCUGUUUUGUUGCAUCGAAGACAUCUCAUCUCUCAUCCCUUCGGUUCAUCAAAGCAGCUAUUAUCCACAACGACCACCCCAUGCGUCACCUCCGCAGGAUCAAAUCAAAACCUGUUUACCUAUACGGCUGGGCGCUACAUAUUCAACGAGAAACGUCGCCUUGAAAAGCGAUAUGAUGAGUUUGAUGUCGAAGCGUUAAAAACGGUGGCCGCAAGCAGCGUCGGACCUUCCGCUGAUUAUACGUUCUGGCGGGUAAAGCGCGCCUCCCUUGAUUUGGAUCGCAGGCCUUGGAGAGACCAUCGGGAUUAUGUUCGAAGCGUGGGCUGUCGGGAGUUCGAAUGGACCCGUCGGUACGGCAAGCCGCAGCAAAAUGAUUUCCCUCAUAACAAUAUCGUCAAGGGAGACAUUUCCCCGGGGAUCUACCUCGAUCUUCUACAGAAGUUUCUCUCACUCGCACCGUAUAUUCUUCCUGAAGAUCGCGAAAGCCCAAUGAAUAUGCCUACCAUGCGACAUCCAGAUCUAAACCCAUCCAACGUGUUUGUGUUGGACUCAUGUGAGAUCUCAUGCAUUGUCGACUGGCAACAUAGCUCUAUUCUCCCGUUGAUACUCACGGCGGGCAAUCCGCCACUCUUUAAGAAUCCAGACUCCGAGCCACCCGCCAGUUUGGAAAAGCCGUCCCUGUCCGACGAUUAUAAUUCCCUGGGCCCAGAAGAACGAUCCAAGACGGAGGAGCUCCAUCGCCGGAGAAUGCUGUUCUAUCUGUACAUGGUUUUCAACGGCCGGGAUAACAAAGCCCAUCUUGAGGCACUUCGGUACCCCCUUUUGCCAUUUCGACAACAUCUAGUGGACCGAGCCGGCCGCCAAUGGAGUGGCAAUGUAAUUACGCUGAAAAGAGCCCUCAUUAGACUUACUGAGCGCUGGGAGCAGUUAGGGAACAACCUGAAGAAAAAACCGUGCCCAGUCAAUUUCAACGAAGAAGAAAGUGAGGAAUUCUAUCGUGUUGAAAAGGACUGGUUUAAGGCGACGAUAUUACUCGAACAUUGGCGGUCUCUUCUGGACGACCUAGGAGAAGAUGGACGGGUCAGGAAUGAAGCAUACGAAGCAGUCAUGGAGACAACAAGGCGCUUAAGGCGGAGUGGGUAG